AUGGCAGCUGUAUGCCUUCCAGGUUGUGAUUACUUCGUGCUUAGUCUCCCCUGUGGGACAUUACACGAUGCUUUUUUCCAAGCCCAAGCACGUUUUAAUCAACCAGCCCCUUCCUACUCCGCCGCUCGGAGUGACUCCAGCAGAUUGCAGAAAUACUACGGGCCACGCCUGGCAUUUCUAAUUCUGCAACAAUCGUUCCGCCACAAUUCGGGUGCACACGCUGCGGCGCAGCCUGGGUUUACUACGUUUCACGAGUGUUUCGACAUAAAUGCUUUUUACCCUUAUUAUUCCUAUGCUAUUUGGCUACCAGUAAUGACAAUGACAAAUAUUGGAGAAAAAGUUGUGUGCCUGGUUGCUUACCACAUAUUUUUCAUGCUGUUCGUCUGGUCAUAUUGGAAAACAAUCUUUACGCUACCAAUGAAUCCUUCAAAAGAAUUUCAUCUAUCAUAUUCAGACAAGGAAUCCCUAGAGAGGGAGCCUAGAGGUGAAUCCCAGCAAGAAGUCUUAAGACGGGCAGCCAAGGAUCUUCCUAUCUAUACACGGACAAUGUCUGGAGCAAUCAGAUACUGUGACAGAUGCCAUCUUGUAAAACCAGAUCGUUGCCAUCACUGUUCUGUAUGCGACAAAUGCAUUUUGAAAAUGGACCAUCAUUGCCCUUGGGUGAACAACUGUGUAGGAUUCUCCAAUUACAAAUUUUUUCUCCUCUUCUUGGCUUACUCUCUACUGUAUUGCCUUUUCAUUGCUGCAACGGAUUUACAGUAUUUUAUCAGGUUUUGGACAAAUGGCCUUCCUGAUACUCAAGCCAAGUUCCACAUCAUGUUUUUAUUCUUUGCUGCAGCUAUGUUUUCUGUCAGUCUGUCUUCUCUCUUUGGGUAUCACUGUUGGCUUGUCAGCAAGAAUAAGUCUACAUUAGAGGUAUUCAGAGCUCCCAUAUUUCGUCAUAGAACAGACAAGAACGGCUUUAGCUUGGGCUUCAGCAAAAACCUAAGGCAGGUGUUUGGUGACGAGAAGAAAUACUGGUUGCUGCCUGUGUUCUCAAGUCUAGGGGAUGGUUGCUCCUUCCCAACUUGCCUUGUUAAUCAGGAUCCUGAGCAAGCUUCCACACCUGGUGGUCUUAAUUCAACAUCCAAAAACGAGAACCACCUGUUCCCUGCAAAGCCGUUGCGCGAUUCCCAGAGCCACCUUCUUACGGAUACACCGUCUUGGUCAGAAAGCAGUGCAAAGGCUGAAAAGGGCAAAAUAGGUAUGAGCAAUCCUGCAUUAACCUUGGAAAAUGAAACCUAAUUUCCCUUCAAAGAAACACCUGAAUAUAUAGGAAAGUUCAAGAAAAAAACUAUUGUUGGAAGGAAGAUGUAUUCUUCCAAAUAUCAGCCCAGUUGGCCAGCUGCUCCUGUCUGCUCCUGUGUGGAUGUACUCAGAAAACAAACUGACAGAUGAUUAGCUGUCUCCAUGUCACUGCUUAAAACAUGAAACUAAACAUACUACUUCUGAACCAUAUAAAGAAUGUUUCAACUUAAAAUU
Molecule: messenger RNA, 1521 nt
Organism: Chaetura pelagica (chimney swift)
Lineage: Eukaryota; Metazoa; Chordata; Aves; Apodiformes; Apodidae
Gene: ZDHHC2
Product: zinc finger, DHHC-type containing 2
Exons: 14
Coding region: 1-1284 (427 amino acids)
Biological process (GO): protein targeting to membrane; peptidyl-L-cysteine S-palmitoylation
Cellular component (GO): Golgi apparatus; endoplasmic reticulum
Molecular function (GO): protein-cysteine S-palmitoyltransferase activity
Source: RefSeq, a predicted model, not a curated record